This is a messenger RNA of Haemonchus placei, 480 nucleotides long. The record is from the annotation of a GenBank genome assembly. Lineage: Eukaryota; Metazoa; Nematoda; Chromadorea; Rhabditida; Trichostrongylidae.
AUGCAUGGAAACGCAUGCAUCGCAUGUCCACGACUGCUCAUCCGCAAGCCGAAAACAUCCAGUGUCGCCGAAAUCAUCGUCAUCAUAAUACUAGUGUUUCUGAUUGGAGUAGCUCUGGUUUGGUGUUGCAUCAUGAUCAGACUCCAUUUUUUGCAGCGGAAUCUUCCUAAUGGGCAAGAAUUAGUGAUGUAUCCUAUUUUUCCCAUACCGCCACCAUAUCCAAUCGUCUACAGUACGACACCAGUCUCCAGCGUGCCUACGCUUACUCAACCAGAACACGAUGAAUCGGACAGGGAACCUACAUCAACUACAGCAACGUCGCUUUCUAGGCAUUCACAACAUGCGGCUCCAGUUCAAGGAGCACCAGUGUGCUACCCAGCCUACCCAGUGGGUAUGCAACCCUAUCCACCCCACAUGGUCGUACAAGCACCUGUGAAUCGUACUCCCAAACCUUAUUUAUUGCCUCGUUUUAUCUUUUAA